UAAACCACAGAGAAUCCCACCACAAAUCAAACUCUUAAAAAUAAACAGAAAGACAGCCCUCGUCUAUUUCUAGGUUCCACAUUCAGUAUGCCGGUCGCGGUCGGACUUCCCUUUCCCCUCUAGCGGCCACUCCACGAGUUCUGUAUCCGAGAAUCCUCCCAGACAUCAUUCACUUACCAGUACUUCUCUCCAGCGGGGUCGAGGGCAACUCCACUACGCACCCCAGCUCCUCGGCUCUUGACCCCAUCCCUACACCGGCUCCCUCAGAAUCGCCGCUUCCGCCUUGUCCAUACCGGAAACUCCCGCCCCCUCGACGCUUCUUCCAGCAAACCGGUAGAAACAGCGAAACGCGCACGCGGUAGUUUCGUGAUUUGACUUCGUUGGUAACCGGGAUGUUACUUAGCAACGUAGCGGCCUUACCAACCGGACAGGCACCCGUCCCCCAUUUUCCUCAAAAACAAAGCAAAACAAAGCUGGACUUUAUUAUUGCUCGAUGUGCCACAGUGGGUCCCGUUGGAAGGUUUGAAAGCGUCCAGGAGAUAAGGCUCCCCCUUCCCCGUCCUCAGGGGUGGACUAGAGGCUACAGCAGUUCGCCCACGCCAGAGGCAGGAGAAGGGGUGCGUAAGGCGAAGUCACAGGUGGAAAAGGCCAAAAAGGACGGUGAUACGGGGGCGCUGAGGAGGCAAGGCUGCGAGACUGAGAGGAUGGUUCCUGUGACUUUAACAACUGCAUGACGGAGUAGUUCAGACAUUUGACCUCUUCUCUUCUCAGCAGAAGGACACUACCAGUCAUGACUUCCAUAAAGGAGCAAGCGGCCAUUAGCAGAUUAAUAAGUUUUCUACAGGAAUGGGACAGUGCUGGCAAAAUUGCUCGAAGCCACAUUCUAGAAAAUUUUAUUUUUACCAACCAAGGCAAGACAGGUCCAGAACUGGAGAUGGAAUUCUCUCAAGGAGCCAGUUUGUUUCUUGCCCGUCUAACUGCCUGGCUGAGGUUAACUUACAUGUAUGGAACAUGCCUAGAGCAACAAUUGAAGUCCAUUGGCAUCUUCCUAUCUGCUGCAAGUGGUCAGCGGUACAUUAUUGAAUUCUUGGAAGUUGGUGGUAUCCUUACAUUGCUGGAAAUACUUGGGCUCAACCAAUUGAAAGAAGAGGACAAAAGGGAGUCCAUAAAGCUUCUUCAGUUAGUAGCAAGCUCUGGCAGGAAGUUCAAAGAGCUUAUUUGUGAAAGCUAUGGUGUGCGAUCAAUUGCUGAAUUUUUGGCCACUUGCAAGGCAGAAGAGACUCAAGAGCAAGUGCAGAUUCUUAUGGAUGCUUUAGGCCAUGGCAACCCCAAAUACCAGAAUCAGGUAUACAAAGGCCUGAUUGCUCUUCUAAAGUGCACUUCGCCCAAAGCCCAGCAACUGUCCCUACAAACACUCAGGACAAUUCAGACAAUUGUAGGUCAAGCCCAUCCAAGCAUUGUGGACUCUGUGCUGGGUGUGCUCCGUUCUCUGCAUUUGGAGGUGCAAUAUGAAGCUAUUCAACUGAUCAAGGAUCUCAUGGCAUAUGACGUGCGGCCAGCUUUGCUAAAAGGACUGGUUGCGUUGCUAAAGCCAUCAAGACAGGAGACUGCCAAAAUGCAAGCCAGAAUCUUGGAAGAAGCAGGCACGUUACACCUGAUGGAGUCCUUGCCAGCAUAUAUUCAGCAAGCUGCUGCAGCCAAAGCCAUUGGAAUUCUGGCCCAAGACUCCAGAGAAGUGGCCGAGGAGUUGAUCUUCUUGAGAGUAGUGCAUGGCCUCAUGUGUGCAAUGGGCAACAAAGAUCACACCAACUGCCAGAGGCAAGCCAGCAUCACACUAGAGCAUUUUGUACAGAUGUUUAUAGUGGUGGAGAAUCAUGUACAGAGGGCCAUGGGAGAAAAAUUGUUCCAGUUAUUCAUGCAAGAUUCUACAGACCUAUACCUGAACAUGGAUGCUGUGCAGGCUGAUAUCUUGGCCACCAAUAUAGUCAAUAUUCCAGAAGAUUUUUUGGCUAAAGCAAAAAUGGAUAGCCCAGAGGCAGAAUCAAAUCCUGAAGAAGAGCUGCAGCCUGAAGAUAGCAAGAUGCCUCCUUAACUAUCUAUCUCCCAAUCCUCCUCAUAUAGUGGGCUCAGUUGUCCAUUUUCACCUUCUCCUAUUUUAUCAUACGCUCCAUUCUAGGCCCUACCACCCAUCCCCACGAGAAACAGAUAUCGAUCUAUAUAGCUGCAGUGCAGAGUAUACUUGGUAUUUAUCAGCUCCAAGUGCCUUGUGGCAGGUGACUUUUCUAACCUCCCUCCCCAUCCCUUCUGUCAAAUCUGAAAUCCACUUAGUUUGGUUAUCAACCACUAGACAAAAUAAAUGUGGUACAAUUAGACCAAUCCUUCCAACACUAUAGCCUUAGACUAACAUGUGUUACAGACUUGGGAAAAUAAAAAAGGAAUAACCUAUUGCAUUCCUUACCUUGUACCUUGAGCUCCUAGGAGGAUAUCUAUAUAAUAAAAAU
This is a messenger RNA of Rhineura floridana, 2501 nucleotides long. RefSeq names its product armadillo like helical domain containing 1 (gene ARMH1). Lineage: Eukaryota; Metazoa; Chordata; Lepidosauria; Squamata; Rhineuridae. The record is from RefSeq and is a predicted model, not a curated record. The transcript is spliced from 13 exons. The coding region runs from base 791 to 2092 and encodes 433 amino acids.